Messenger RNA from Aspergillus pseudonomiae, 2237 nucleotides. Its product is annotated as putative phosphatidylinositol-3,4,5-trisphosphate 3-phosphatase. The transcript is spliced from 3 exons. The coding region runs from base 316 to 2001 and encodes 561 amino acids. Lineage: Eukaryota; Fungi; Ascomycota; Eurotiomycetes; Eurotiales; Aspergillaceae. The record is from RefSeq and is a predicted model, not a curated record. Gene Ontology annotation, biological process: regulation of phosphatidylinositol 3-kinase/protein kinase B signal transduction; phosphatidylinositol dephosphorylation; phosphatidylinositol 3-kinase/protein kinase B signal transduction. Gene Ontology annotation, molecular function: phosphatidylinositol-3,4,5-trisphosphate 3-phosphatase activity; protein tyrosine phosphatase activity; protein tyrosine/serine/threonine phosphatase activity. Gene Ontology annotation, cellular component: plasma membrane; cytosol; cell projection.
AAAGGACUGCAGCGGUCAUCAUUCCAACUGCCCUUGAUAUUCCAACGUUCCGCAAGGGUAGGAAAGUCGAAAUAAUUCUCUAAUUAUCUGUACCUAUUAGGUCCAGUGUUUCCCCCAGAGAACGCCUCGAAGCUUAUCGGCAGUAGUUUGGAGUCUUGGCACAUUCCAUCGAGGCGGGUCAUUGCGAAUGGUCACGAACUGAUCGGUCAACAAUUACCUCCACACCUUUUUCGGGUCCUGCAGUUUAGCGUGAGGAACUACAUUCACUGAGACAGGCCCAUAGACCUUGCAGACGCGCCUGCAUACUCAAAACCAAUGGCCUCGAUCCUACGACAAAUCGUCGCUGGUCCUAGAUUACAGCACCCAGAAGCAGGUCUAGAUCUAUGCUAUGUCACCGACAAUCUGAUUGCAACGUCUGGCCCGUCCCCUAGCUACCCGAAACGCGCCUACAGAAACCCGCUCGAUGAUCUAGUGAAAUACCUUGACUCCAAACAUGGCGAGGACUGGUGUGUCUUUGAGUUCCGGGCUGAGGGGACAGGGUACCCCGAUAAGGCUGUCUAUGGACGGAUACAUCACUACCCAUUCCCGGAUCACCAUCCCCCGCCAUUUGCGCUUAUUCCCUCACUCAUGGGCUCUAUGUAUAACUGGCUCCAUGGCAAGGAUUCUCAGGCGGAGGCACAGGAGGAACGGAAGAGAGUUGCGGUGGUCCACUGCAAGGCUGGUAAGGGACGGAGUGGAACGGUCGCGUGUAGCUAUUUGAUGGCACAUGAAGGAUGGAAGAUGGAGGAUGCUUUGCAACGGUUUACCGAACGGAGAAUGCGGUCUGGGUUCGGCCCUGGGGUGAGCAUCCCGAGCCAGCUGCGCUGGGUCGGGUAUGUUGAUCGCUGGGUGAACCAAAUGGGCAAGACGUACAUCGAACGACCGGUGGAGAUUCUCGAGCUGCACGUGUGGGGUCUGCGGGAUGGUGUCAAAGUUGCAGUGGAAGGCUUCGUCGAUGAAGGCAAGAAGAUCCAAAACUUUCACCUAUUCAAACGCAGUGAACGCAUCGUUGUGGACGAUGGAAGGGCGAAGACAAAUUCCUCACAGAAGACGGACAAAAAGAAAGUCAACGGCCAAAAGAAUGGUAUCAAAAAGGCAUUCUCAUCUGUAGCAGAUUCAUCGAGUUCAUCCAGCUCGGACUCAUCCGAUGAGGACUCAACUACCCAGAAGGGCACGUCGGCCGUCCUCUUCCGGCCGAGCAAGCCGCUCAUCCUACCAACCUCCGAUAUAAAUAUUGAUUUUGAACGAAGAAGCAAAGCUUACAAAGAUUGGGCAAUGGUGACCUCCAUCGCACAUGUGUGGUUCAACGCUUACUUCGAAGGCGGCGACAAGCAAGAUUCAGGCGUCUUCGAAGCAGAGUGGGACACGCUAGAUGGGAUCAAAGGCACCUCCAGAAAAGGAGUUAGGGCUCUCGACCGGCUCAAAGUAGUAUGGAGAUACCCACCUUCGGAACCCGAAACAAAGAACUCGGAGACGGCGCCCACGCCGGGCCAAAUCAUCACCGAGCCCAAACCCGGUGAACCCAUGCUCGAAAGCCAUGCUGCUGACUGGCGAGGCCAAGACCCGGGGGAGCAAAAAGCUGCACGAGAUCAGGAGAAUAUUCCGACGCGGGCUCCCGAUGUCCCAGAGCACCCAAAAGAAAGCAAGGAGGAUGCAAACCCGAUCCUCGCAGGCCUCAGCACUGCCACCAGCAAUGCUGCCGCCGUCGCUACAACUUCGGUGCAGAUGCUAAGCAAGGAGCUAGGACUGAGAAGGCAGACGGACGAGAGCAAAGACGUCAGUCUCGCCGAAAGUGAAGACAAUGAGUCGGUGCUAGGUCACCGGAAGCAGGAAGGCGAUGAAGAGAAAAGACAAGCCCUGAACAGCGCAGAAAGUGAAGACUUCCAAGGCGUACAAUCUUACUUUGGAAAUGGUGAUAAAGACGACUCUACAAGCUCGCCGAAGACUACUAGAGCUUCGUGAUAUACCCGUCCUUUGGCAUGUAGACAGCAUGUGAUCUGGAUGAUAUACGAAUCUCCUUCUACUCUUUUGUUCUUUUCCCUCUUUUGUUUUGUUGAAUCUGGUUGUAACUGGUUUCAUGGCAAGUGCCUUGGGAGAUAUUUAUUUCGGGCCAUAUGCUCGUGUACAUACAACAUACCCAUACAAAAAUCGUUAUUAUGAUUAAUACUAGAAGGCGCAAAGUUGUGACAAAUUCCACA